Prunus armeniaca (apricot) is the source of this 186-nucleotide messenger RNA. NCBI's taxonomy places the organism in Eukaryota, Viridiplantae, Streptophyta, Magnoliopsida, Rosales, Rosaceae. The record is from the annotation of a GenBank genome assembly.
AUGGAUGCCCUUGAAGAGGCUGCAAACAGAGUUGCUCUUGCAAAGAAGAAUGACGGGAGAUUGGCUGUAGUUAGUAGAGCUGGAAGAGACGACGGAUUUGAUUUGGAGAGUCAAUCAAACGCCUUUGGUGAUCAUAAAGGGGGUUUCGAAACUUUGGCUGCGGGACUAGUUCGUGCGCCAAAAUGA